Theobroma umbraticum is the source of this 1142-nucleotide messenger RNA. Its product is annotated as ubiquitin-conjugating enzyme E2 2-like. Lineage: Eukaryota; Viridiplantae; Streptophyta; Magnoliopsida; Malvales; Malvaceae. The record is from RefSeq and is a predicted model, not a curated record.
UCGUUCUUUUCCACGCACAAAUACAAAUAAACCCGCACUCCCAAGCUGAAGAGGAGAGAGAGAGAGAGGAAGAAAGAAACGCAAGCUUGACCUCUCUUUGUGAAACCCGGGAAAUCCCAGAGAUGAUUCUUUUUUAGAUUUCCCUCAGAUCUCUUUUUCUUUGUAAAAGAAAUCUGGGUUUUUGUUUUAUUUUUUUGCUUUUAUCUGUUGGGUUGGUUUUAGAAAAGAAGGAAACCUAUGUCUACCCCAUCAAGGAAGAGGCUGAUGAGAGACUUCAAGAGGCUCCAGCAGGAUCCACCGGCUGGUAUUAGUGGGGCUCCUCAAGAUAAUAAUAUCAUGCUUUGGAACGCUGUUAUUUUUGGGCCUGAUGAUACUCCUUGGGAUGGAGGUACGUUCAAGUUGACUUUGCAGUUUACUGAGGAUUAUCCAAAUAAACCUCCAACUGUCCGGUUCAUCUCAAGAAUGUUUCAUCCAAAUAUCUAUGCAGAUGGAAGUAUUUGUCUGGAUAUUUUACAAAAUCAGUGGAGUCCAAUAUAUGAUGUUGCAGCUAUACUCACCUCUAUCCAGUCUCUACUUUGUGAUCCAAACCCAAACUCUCCAGCAAACUCUGAAGCUGCUCGUAUGUUUAGUGAGAAUAAGCGGGAAUACAACCGAAGAGUGCGUGAAAUUGUGGAGCAGAGCUGGACCGCUGACUGAGUCCAGUAAAGCACCAAUAACCUGUGUCAUUCUGUGAAAAUAAAAUGUGCUGGUGGUGCUUGUGAAGUUGAAGACUGUUUUCCAAACCUUUUGUUAGGGAGUGGACUAGUGUAGUCUGUUUUCGUGUGCAUUGUGCAAAGACGAUUUUUUUGAAUGAUUUGAUUUCUGUCUCUUAGACAGCUUUGCUUUUGCUGAUUUCUGAAUGUUGAAUCCUAUUCUUUACACAUCUUUCUUGUAAUGUGGCUGUCAGUUUCGCUAGUAGCAUCUGUAUAUGAGUAUCUUUGUGGUACUAAUGUCCCAGGCAAGAGAAUCCUUGCUCUUAGAGACCAAAUUGGAGGAGCUUUUCAUUGUAAUUGAAUUAGUAAGAUAAUUCAAACAAUGUGAAUGGCUGCUAGGAACUCCUGUUUUUGCUUAAAUCUAGUCAGAUUUGCUGGUUGUUUUGCUUA